Molecule: messenger RNA, 1368 nt
Organism: Caenorhabditis sp. 36 PRJEB53466
Lineage: Eukaryota; Metazoa; Nematoda; Chromadorea; Rhabditida; Rhabditidae
Source: the annotation of a GenBank genome assembly
AUGUCGUCGGUCAAUAAGAAGAGAAAGCCGCGCAAGGCCCAGGCGCCCGCGUGUCCAGGUACGGAAUUUGCUGGGAAACUGGGAGCACGUCAACGUUUGCAGUGUCAAUGGAGACGGAAGACGGUACUCAGGCGGACCGUCCGAAGAAGAAAACGGCGAAAAAGAAGAGUCAGGUGACGAGACGGGCGGUCGGAUACGGAGAAGUGAACGAGGAGCGGCUCAAGGAAUUCGUGAAGGCGACGGUCGAAGCGGGCGUGAAGGGACUGUGCAACGAGUUCCUGGCGAUCCGUGCCGAGACGCAGCCGUGCAACAAACCGAAGACUGCCCACGAGAAGAACACCGACAAAAAUCGAUACAAAGGUACGCGGUUUCGGCGGUCAAACUGAAAUGUUGGAGGAGCGCGGUCGGCGUUUCAGUGAAAACAUACAAUUUGCAGACGUGUACUGCAUCGACGAGACGCGUGUGGUUCUGACGUGGCCGGAAGACGCCGCCCAUGAUUACGUGCACGCCAAUUGGGUCAAAAUCAACGGACUUAACAAGUUUAUUUGCACGCAAGGUCGGGAAAUGUUUGAAUUCCUAUCAUUGUAUCGAUUUUAGGCCCGACCGAAAAGACGAUCGACGAUUUCUACCGUCUAAUGUGGCAGGAGAAGGCGCCGUGCGUCGUGAUGCUGUGCAACAUAAUGGAAUUGGGGAAGAAGAAGUGCGAGCAGUACUGGCCGGAGCCCAUUGAUUCGGCGAUGAGUCUGAUGGACGGAAAGUUGACGGUCAAAGUGGUCGAGGCGCCGAAAGAGGUCGAGCAGAACAUUAUGCUCAUGAAGAUCCAGCUCACCGACGACAAGGCGGUUCGCGAGUCUUUGAAUAUUUGGCGAGAACAUCUGGAGAUUUCAGGCGACGCACACAUUCGAGCACUGGCAGUGGAAGGCGUGGCCCGACCGUGGAGUGCCCGAAAUUCCGAUGGCCGUCUUCAGACUGAUUGCGAGAGUGAGUGGCGGAAGCAUUUACUGAAUUCGACACUAUUUUGCAGCUGAAAACGGCGUCGCCGAUCGUUGUGCACUGCUCGGCGGGCAUCGGUCGGACCGGCUCCAUUGUCGGUCUGGAAAUCGCGCUCGGAAAGUUCACGGCCGGCGAGAAGGUGGUGCUGAAGGAGAUUGUGAAGGAGAUCCGCAGCCAGCGCCACGGAUCCGUGCAGACCGACGCCCAGUACCUGUUCAUGCACCGUGUACUCCUCGCGUUGGCCGAAAACAAAAAGGUACUCGUUUUUCUCGUGUUCUAGACACUUUUUCAUCACGUUUCUUGCAGAUUACCAGUCCGGAAAUGACGGCCUUCGUGACGGAAUACGAUCGAGUGAUUGCGACGAAGAAUGGCUGA